GAGCAAUAUUAUCGCUUGUGUACGUGAUAAUAAUUCUGGAGGUAUGGGAGUGAAACAGUCGAUGAAUUUUGGGUUGUUAUGGUUUUUAUGUUUGCAGGGAGGACUGCUUCUUUGCAUUAUGGCUCAAACUGAUAACUUCCUCUUUAUUGUGGACGAGGCGAAGAUUCCAAGACUGUGCCAGCCGGCGCAGAUCUUGCUUACUGUAAAUGGAACGUUUCCUGGCCCCAAUAUUACAGUUACUAGAGGAGCUACCGUAAAUGUUACUGUGCAAAAUAAGGGACCCUAUCCUAUCACCAUCCACUGGCAUGGAGUGAAGCAACUCCGAAAUCCAUGGUCAGAUGGUCCCGAGUACAUUACACAAAAUCCGAUUCCACCAUAUGAAGGAAGCUUCAACUAUACCCUUAGAUUUUCAGAUGAAGAAGGAACUUUAUGGUGGCAUGCUCAUAGUGAUUGGUCUCGUGCCUCCGUACACGGCGCCAUCAUUGUAUUGCCGGCUCCAACUAAGAAGUACCCUUUUGAGCCUCAGCCUGAUCAUAAUCGAACAAUUAUUCUUGGAUCAUGGUUCAAAUAUGAUAGAAACUUGACGCAACAGUAUCUGGACUCCCUAAUCUCGGGAGGUGAUGUUGAUCCAGCAGAUUCUUACACAAUCAACGGUUAUCCAGGACAACCUGGAGCUUCUUGUGACGACAUAGACAUAUUGCAAGUUGAUAGCGGAAAAACGUAUCAUCUCCGCAUAAUCAAUGCGGUGAUGGAGGAGGAAAUGUUCUUUGCAAUUUCCGGUCACACAUUCACGGUUGUCGGACUCGACGGUGCAUAUCUCACUCCGAUACCCACAAACCACAUCAUGAUAACUCCUGGCCAAACAAUGGACAUAUUGCUCACUGCGAAUCAGUCUUCGGGUAAUUACUAUAUGGGUGCAAGUGCUUUUGUCCACGCCGGACGUUCUGACCCCAUCGACUUGCCGGUAACAAGAGCAAUUAUUAAUUACAGCGACUAUACUGGCUCUGUAAUUCAGGAUGAUCUUGUUGGCCAGCUUCUUCCAACUGAUAUAAAAAAUGUGAGUUAUGCAAACGAAUUCACCGACAGAAUCAGGGGAUUGACAGGCAACCCAGAUUACCCGAUUACGGUCCCCACUGUUAUCAAUAAGAACUUCCUCAUCACAAUUUCUGUGAAUUCAGUUGCUUGUAUAUUUCAACCUAGCAAUUGCACGGGGCCACCAUACAUUGAUGGUACGGGCGGGAUGCACACUGCAUCCUUAAACAACCAACGUUUCGUCACCAAAGAAAUCAAUAUACUGCAGGCAUAUCGCUGCAAACUAGAAGAUGUCUACACCGAGGAUUUCCCAGCCACACCACCCAAGCCAUUUGACUACAAUGCAGCUGAUACGGGUGAUAAUGAAGCAGUUCCAACUGUAGGUACGAAGGUGAUGACUGUUAACUAUGGAGAUGCAGUUGAAAUAGUUUUUCAAGGAACCAACGUUGGGAACGCAGAGAACCAUCCGAUGCAUAUUCAUGGAUAUAACUUCUAUCUGGUUGCUAAUGGUUCUGGAAAUUUCGGUUCUUCAUCUGUAGAGUAUAGGUUGGACAAUCCAGCUCAAGCCAAUACCUUUGGAGUCCCUAAGAAUGGAUGGCUCGCUGUUAGAUUCCAGGCUAACAAUCCUGGAGUGUGGUUUCUACAUUGCCAUUUGGAAAGGCAUGCUACCUGGGGUAUGGCCGGAGUUCUCAUCGUGAAGAAUACAACUACUGACGUGGACCAGACUCUUACGGAUCCCCCAGCAGGCUACCCUCCUUGUCCGCUCCUUAAUUAACUCCUAAUUUAUUGUUAAUUAGGAGGGCAAUUGGUCAGGGCCUAUCAAAUAAAAUGUUUUGUUUUUGCUUUAGUUAUGUUGUUGGUGAAAACGAACUCAAGUUCCAGUCCAUAUCGAUCAAGAAGCUGGCUACAAUGGAAAAUUUAAGUACUGUAUGGUCCGACCAUGCAUGGUAGUUUGUAAUCCUCCAAUGUAAAACU
This is a messenger RNA of Rosa rugosa (rugosa rose), 2007 nucleotides long. RefSeq names its product laccase-14-like. Gene Ontology annotation, cellular component: apoplast. The record is from RefSeq and is a predicted model, not a curated record. Gene Ontology annotation, molecular function: hydroquinone:oxygen oxidoreductase activity; copper ion binding. Gene Ontology annotation, biological process: lignin catabolic process. NCBI's taxonomy places the organism in Eukaryota, Viridiplantae, Streptophyta, Magnoliopsida, Rosales, Rosaceae. The coding region runs from base 44 to 1807 and encodes 587 amino acids. The transcript is spliced from 7 exons.